AACUCCUCUAGUGUCUGUGUUUUAUGGGAGUGGUUUGUUACAUGAAGUUUUCAUAUAAAGAUCCAUCGUUGCAGACAUAGUCUCAACUUUAUUUCUUGACCUCACUCCAAAGCAGCACAUCUGCUCUCCACAAUUCAAACAUGGGAGUCACAAUCAACAAAUACAUUCUUUUGUUUUCAGUCUUUUGGUUUCAACCUACCACAACCUGCGACAGUAUAACCUCGACUACAACAACCUGCGACAGCAGAACCUCGCUCUUAACAACCUACCACAACAAUGAGGAGUUCAGGAUAUUCAUGGUUGGGAAGACGGGAGUUGGGAAGAGCGCCACAGGAAACAGCAUUCUGGGAAAACAGAUCUUUGAAACAAAGUUCUCCCCUACAUCUUUGACUAAAGUCUGUAAAAAGGCCUUUGGUGAAGUGGACGGGCAAAAGGUUUCUGUUAUUGACUCUCCAGGUCUGUUUGACACCAGGACUAAUGAAAGCAAAACCUGUGAAGAAAUAGUCCGGUGCAUGUAUUAUGCUGCUCCUGGACCACAUGUCUUCCUGAUCAUCAUCACACUGGGCAGAUACACAGAGGAAGAAAUGAAAACAGUGCUGAAGAUUCAGGAACUGUUUGGAGAGGGAGCAGACAGAUACAGCAUGGUUCUCUUUACCCACGGUGAUCUGCUCAAAGGGAAACCUAUUGAGGAGUUCUUGAAUGAAAGCGAAGACUUGAUGGAACUUGUGGCCAAAUGUUACGGCCACUACCACGUCUUCAAUAAUAAGGAGAAAGAUCAGUCGGAGGUCAGAGAGCUGCUCUACAAGAUCAGAUACAUAUUGGCGGAGAACGGAGGAAGCCAUUACACCACUGAAAUGUUCCAGAAGGCAGAGGAGGCGGUUGAAAAGGAAAAACAACGAAUCCUUAAAGAGAGAGAAGAGCAAAUGCGCAAACAGGAGGAGGAGCUGAGGAAAAAACUGGAGGAAAAGUUUGAGCAACAAAUUAGGGAAGUGAAGGAUGAAAUGAGAAGAGUGAUUAAGUUAUUGCAAUCUUUUGAAAGAGAAACUAAAGGGGAACUUGUCAAACUGAGGAAGCUGUUGGAAACUAUGGCUAGACGAGAGGCUGAGAAUAGCACUUCAUGUCUUUUGGUUUCAACCUACCACAACCUGCGACAGUAUAACCUCGACUACAACAACCUGCGACAGCAGAACCUCGCUCUUAACAACCUACCACAACAAUGA
Messenger RNA from Anoplopoma fimbria (sablefish), 1220 nucleotides. RefSeq names its product GTPase IMAP family member 9-like. Gene Ontology annotation, molecular function: GTP binding. Lineage: Eukaryota; Metazoa; Chordata; Actinopteri; Perciformes; Anoplopomatidae. The record is from RefSeq and is a predicted model, not a curated record.